UGUGGCUGGCGAAACGUCGGACGGAUACCCUUUUUUUCCACCCCUAAACGGCUUGCGGAUAAACUGUAGAUAGGUACCAGGUCUGGACCACUUGAAAUCGUUCCAAUGCAGUCAGGAAGCAAUGCCGGUGUAUUUCGGCAUGUUUGCCUGUUACUAAAACUUAGGAUACCGGGUGCACAUUAUCAGACACCGCAAGACAAAACUGUGACUUAGAAGUCCUGAGCAAAAUGGAAAACUAAUUUAUAUUGACGUAAACGGUGCAGCGGCGGUUGAUUCAUUCCCCAUUUUGAAGCGAAAUCAAUAUACCGUGGUAACCAAUAUUACGAAGAAAAACAGACAGUUCUCGGAGUUGGUUAUUUCCACACAGAAAAUCCACGGCGAGCUUGCGUUACAUCAGCAACUUUGGCUAUAUCCAUUCCGCAAUAACGUUUAAAUAACAACAGAUAAAUCGUUUUGUUUUCGUUUUAUAAAACAACGAUAACAAAGCCUUCUCCUUUGGUUAUUUUGGGUUGCCGGCCUAUUGUUUGGUCGAUCACGUGAUGAGUGUGUACACGCGCAUCGUUCUUUUUCACAAGGUAAGAUAUACCCUAUAGCUAGCAGCAUUUUUCCAUUUUUAUUGUUUUGCUUUUUCGUGUUGUUCACAUUUUAGCUAGCAUACCUAUUGCUCACACUGUUAGCUCAGGUUAAUGUCGGUGCGGAAGCGCGGUUCAGUAGCCAAUGUUAAAGCCUGUGUUGAAAUAUUAAUGGGCUACUACCCUAUAGUAUGUCUUUCUAAUAAUAGCGACACAGGGUAAACCGGUAUAGGCAUCGCUUUAAACACCGGUUGUCUUAGUUUCUUCGUAAAGACGCCUAUGCUACCAAAGUGCCUUUCGAAAGCCUCACCUGAAAUCCCACUUGGCCAGCUGGGAUAGCCCGGCUAAACCACUGACAAAGGGUCACGUGUUUAAAUUUUCCCUUCAACAACCAGUAAAGUAGCCUAACUUCGUUUUACCAUACGGUAAAGCUCUAAGGUCCGGCAACUUAAGCCCAUAACAUAUGUGUGUACGUUGGUGGUGAAUAUAGCAAGCCCUACGUCCUUGAAGCCCAUUCCUCAGUUCGAUUUACAGUGGGACAUGAAUGGACCGAUGUAAUAGAAAGUGCACAAACAGUGUGCUUAUGCAUGUAGGGGCGAAGUCUUCGCUUUUGACACAAUUUGUGAAGACCGUCCGUCACAGCACAGUUACCAUCCACCGGCUAUCCAUCCACCGCUACGCGUGACGACAUCAUUCUGAACACGCCAAAUGUCCGACGGUCCAAGACAAAGGGGGAAGGCAGCAUCGGUGGACGGCGAUGGCGAGCCGGACUCCGGGAAGCGCCCGGAAAGCUCUGGGGUGGCUCUGAAGAAGGAGAUCGGUCUUGUGAGCGCCUGCGGAAUUAUAGUCGGGAACAUCAUUGGGUCGGGGAUCUUCGUCAGCCCGAAGGGGGUUCUGAGGAACUCUGGCUCGGUGGGGCUGGCGCUGCUGGUGUGGAUGGCCACAGGGGUGAUCACCGCCAUCGGGGCGCUGUGCUACGCAGAGCUCGGGGUCACCAUCCCCAAAUCUGGGGGCGACUACGCCUACGUCAAGGACAUCUUCGGAGGACUGGCAGGGUUUCUGCGGCUGUGGAUCGCGGUGCUGGUGAUCUAUCCCACCAAUCAGGCGGUGAUCGCUCUGACCUUCUCCAACUACGUGCUGCAGCCGCUCUUCCCCUCCUGCUUCCCCCCCGAGGGCGGCCUGCGUCUGCUGGCUGCCGUCUGCCUGCUGCUGUUGACCUGGGUGAACUGUUGGAGUGUUCGCUGGGCGACGCGGGUGCAGGACGUGUUCACGGCGGGAAAGCUGCUCGCCCUGGCCCUCAUCAUCACCAUGGGCAUUGUGCAGAUCUGCAAGGGACAGUAUUACUGGUUGGAGCCGGCCCACGCGUUUGAGACCUUCCAGGACUGCGAUGUGGGGAUGGUGGCGCUGGCCUUCCUGCAGGGAUCCUUCGCCUACGGAGGCUGGAACUUCCUCAAUUACGUCACCGAGGAGCUGGUGGACCCUUAUGUUAACCUCCCGCGGGCGAUCUUCAUCUCCAUCCCGCUGGUGACCUUCGUCUACGUCUUCGCCAACGUGGCGUACAUCACAGCCAUGAGCCCCCAGGAGCUGCUGGCCUCCAACGCCGUGGCAGUGACGUUUGGGGAGAAGUUGCUGGGGGUGAUGUCCUGGAUCAUGCCCAUCUCUGUGGCUCUGUCCACAUUCGGAGGGGUCAACGGCUCCCUCUUCACCUCCUCCCGGUUGUUCUUUGCGGGGGCGAGAGAGGGUCACCUCCCCAGGCUGCUGUCGAUGAUCCAUGUGAAACGCUGCACCCCGAUUCCUGCCCUCCUCUUCACCUGCCUGUCCACCCUCCUGAUGCUGUGCACCAGCGACAUUUACACCCUCAUCAACUACGUGGGCUUCAUCAACUACCUCUUCUACGGAGUCACUGUUGCCGGGCAGAUCGUGCUGCGCGUCAAACAGCCACACAUGCAUCGGCCAAUCAAGGUGAGCCUGCUCUGGCCGGUGCUGUACCUGCUGUUCUGGCCUUCCUGCUGCUGUUCUCCUGUACUCAGAGCCCCUGGUGUGUGGCAUCGGUCUGGGCAUCAUGCUCACCGGCGUGCCCGUCUACUUCCUGGGCGUGUACUGGGACAGCAAGCCCCAGAGCUUCAACCGCUUCAUCAAUAAGAUGACGUCUGUGGGGCAGAAGUUCUGUGUGGUGGUGUAUCCAGCGGCUUCUGACGCCAGAGAGACAGAGGCGGG
This is a messenger RNA of Conger conger (European conger), 2789 nucleotides long. It is a transcript of the gene slc7a8b, whose product is annotated as solute carrier family 7 member 8b. The record is from RefSeq and is a predicted model, not a curated record. Lineage: Eukaryota; Metazoa; Chordata; Actinopteri; Anguilliformes; Congridae. Gene Ontology annotation, molecular function: L-amino acid transmembrane transporter activity; neutral L-amino acid transmembrane transporter activity. Gene Ontology annotation, cellular component: membrane. Gene Ontology annotation, biological process: neutral amino acid transport; amino acid transmembrane transport.